AUGAAAAUAAAAAUUAUUAAUCAUCAUGAUGAACAAUUAAGCAGCUUUUUUCAUGGGGUCAUUUUUCGUAAAAAUGUUGCUCUAAAGUAAAUGUAAUAUGAAAUUAAUAAACAGGCCCUCAUUAUUAUUAUUGGAGAAUUUGACAUGGAGGGCUAAUUAGAAGAUUAUAUCUAAAACAAAAAAAAAUUUAGUUGAUUCUAUUAAUUAAAUUUAUAACAAUCAUGAACCAAACUUAAUUUUGGUUGAAAAGGGUACUAAUAAAAUUGCUUUGGUUGAAUGUCUUAAGAAGAAUAUAACUAUUUUAACUAAUGUAAAAAAGAAAGCUCUUUAAAGUGUUAAAUUGUGUACAAAUGCUAAAUACAUAAGUUUAUCUAUAUUAAAACAAUGCAUUAUUGAAAGAAAGAAAUAAAUAGAAGAUCAAUUUGAAAAAGUAAUUUCCAAAAGUUCUUUAAGAAAAAGCAGAAAUUUAAAAGGAUUCUACUUUAUGUUUUUUGAAAGCUUCAACUUGUUAAAAAUUUGAUACAAUAACAAUAAGCGGGCCUUAAGAGGAUUUAUAAUCAAAAGUAAAAUCAUGUUUUAUCAGAUGUGCUAGACUAUAACUACUGAAUGUUAAAUGUUUAAAAACAAUCAAUUAAAAACUAUUGCGAAUUAAGGUAAUUUUACAAGAUUUUUAUUUGGAAAGAUUCCUUUUCAAGAAUUAUUCAAUAUAGAAUUAAAAAAACAUUAAAUCAAUUAUGUUAUUGAUGAUGUUAACAAUUUUAAUGAUAUAAUAGAUUUUUUUAGUUUAGAGGAAUAUGAAUCAAAGCAUCCUUCUUAAAGAGAUAAAUUAGAAGAGUUUCAAUGA
Messenger RNA from Paramecium pentaurelia, 844 nucleotides. The record is from the annotation of a GenBank genome assembly. NCBI's taxonomy places the organism in Eukaryota, Ciliophora, Oligohymenophorea, Peniculida, Parameciidae.